Plasmodium gonderi is the source of this 969-nucleotide messenger RNA. Its product is annotated as ribosomal protein L15. Gene Ontology annotation, cellular component: mitochondrial large ribosomal subunit. Gene Ontology annotation, molecular function: structural constituent of ribosome. The coding region runs from base 1 to 969 and encodes 322 amino acids. The record is from RefSeq and is a predicted model, not a curated record. NCBI's taxonomy places the organism in Eukaryota, Apicomplexa, Aconoidasida, Haemosporida, Plasmodiidae. Gene Ontology annotation, biological process: translation. The transcript has a single exon.
AUGAGCCACAUUGUAACGGAACAAAGCAACAAAUGCAACCAAGCCUUAAGAGAACUAAAGGUAAGUAAACAUUUCAGAGAAAUAUUUCAUGAUGGUUCAGAAAAAAAUUUCGAAAGUCAUCCAUUUAAUAGAAGAUUUGCAUAUAGCAAGAAAAGUUUAUUUCCAAUUGAACCUCGAAACUUAAGAACAUUGGGAUUGAACAGACAAAGAAAAAAAAAAAGAGGAAGAGGAGAUAAAUGUCCAGCAAAAGGAAUAAGAGAUAAACAUAAACAUAGAAAAUCGGGGAGACCAAAUAGUCGAACUUUUGAAAGUGGAAGAACUCCAUUAUAUAGAAGGCUACCAAAAUGGCCAGAGGCUUGGUUAAGUAGACAAAGAAAAAAUUAUGAUUGUUUGAAUUUAGCAAAAUUAAGAUAUUUUAUUGAAAAGGGAAGAUUAGAUACUAGGUUUCUUAUUACUCAAAGACAUUUACAUGAUUCCAAAUGUGUAAAAGUUAAAAAUGGAGUUAAAUUAUUCAACGUAAAUGAUUAUCCAUUUCCUUACAAAAUUGAUAUUGAAGUUUCAAAUGCUGAUCAAUCUUCCAUUGACGUUAUUAAGAAAGUUGGAGGUACAGUAACUAUUGUAUAUAUGGAAAGAGUUAAUUUAAGGGCUCAUAUAAAACCAUACAAAUUUGAAAUAUUACCAAAAACGGCCAGACCCAACCUAGACAUGAUUCAUUUUUUGGAAAAAAUGAGAAGUAGGGGAUGUAUUGUUAAGUAUAUAAAACCUUUGUGGUUGAUCGAGGAAGAGAAGAGAAUUAUCAAUGAGCUAACAGAAAUGGAAGAGAGUUCCAAAUUAUCUGAUGGGUUCCCCUUCUCGAUGGACACAAGUGAGAGUUCGAGAGAGCGCAUAAAUGAUGAUGAUGAUGAAGGGGUGCUAAGGGACAGGUUACUGCAGAAGUAUCGGUUGCAGAACACACGCUUCGGGGGGUAG